AGACAAUGAAUGACUGGGCCCCCAUAGCGAAGGAGUAUGACCCCCUCAAAGCCGGCAGCAUCGAUGGCACAGAUGAGGAGCCCCACGACCGUGCCAUAUGGAGGGCAAUGUUGGCGCGCUACGUACCCAACAAGGGAGUUACAGGAGAUCCUCACCUCACCCUCUUUGUAGCAAGACUCAAUCUUCAGACAACAGAAGAGAAGUUAAAGGAGGUCUUUUCCCGGUAUGGAGACAUCAGAAAGAUUCGUCUGGUUCGAGAUCUGGUCACAGGAUUUUCCAAGGGUUAUGCAUUUAUUGAGUACAAAGAGGAGCGUGCUCUCUUGAAGGCCCACAGAGAUGCCAACAGACUGGUUAUUGAUCAACACGAGAUCUUUGUAGACUUUGAACUGGAAAGAACUCUCAAAGGAUGGAUUCCUCGGAGGCUUGGAGGUGGCUUUGGAGGCAAAAAGGAAUCUGGGCAGCUACGGUUUGGAGGGCGGGACAGACCUUUCCGAAAGCCCAUCAAUUUGCCAAACAUGAAAAAUGAUUUCUAUGGAGAGGGAUCAGCAGAGAAAAGAAACUGGUCUCGUGAGGGAACAAGGGACUGGAGAACAAGGGACCGAGACCAUGAAAGGAGCAGAGACAAGCGAUGGCCAGAAAGGGAGCGGUCGUGGGCUUGGGGUGAAAACGAGAAAGAGAGGGACUCCAAAGAGGAGAGGAGCAGAGGGAGGGAGAGGAAGGACAGAGACAGGAAGGACAGGGAUAGAGACCGCAGCAGGGACAGAGAUACCAAGAAACCAAGAGAUGACGAUAAGCAUCGUUAGGUGACAGU
Balearica regulorum gibbericeps (East African grey crowned-crane) is the source of this 811-nucleotide messenger RNA. The record is from RefSeq and is a predicted model, not a curated record. Lineage: Eukaryota; Metazoa; Chordata; Aves; Gruiformes; Gruidae.